UUGCGCAUACUGUACUGCGCUCGGCGCGGUCAAUUUAAAUCUUUGAAUAAAAAAAAAAAAAAUACAUAUAAUUUUUUUUUGCUAAGUGCAUUAGAGUGCAAUAACACAUUAUUGAAAAAAAUAUAUAAUUUUUUUCUUAGUGCGAUUUUUUACUAUGUGUGUUAAACCAAGUGCGUGAGUUUUAAUAUCAGUUAAAAAUAGUGAAAGAUAUUAUUUUGUCUUAUAAGCAAAGUGAAAUAUCACAAAAAAAUAGAGAAAUAGAAAAAGAUAGAAAUACAACUUCUGAUUGGAUAUUUUUUUAUAUAUUUUUGGAUUACUCCGAUUCUACCGUUUCUACAAAGAAUGCGCAAAAGGAAUUAAUACUAACUCUAGAAGAUCAAUAGUUUGAAACUUGCUUUAAUGAACAUGGAAAUGAGUAAUUUUUCUUCAAAAAAAUUGUCCCGCGAAGAACGUCGAUAUUCUGUGCCGCACGGACCAAACACACCUUUACCACCAGCCGCAUCAGAAGACCUCCACGCAUGGUCAAUCUACAGACAAAACCUUAAUUCAGACUUUACAGACUCUGCUUUAGGGUCAUCUGAUAAAUCCCCGCUGCCAUAUGGAAAUUUCCAGCUACGCGACACGACUGUCCAAUCGAUUCUUAACCAUCCACGGUACGGUCCAAAAUCACCUUUGGGUUCAAAUAUGUACACGUACCUAAAGUUUGGUCUGCCUCGGGUCUUCCCGCCAAAUGCUGGCUCUCAGAGAUCUCAUCGGCCUGGACCGGGUCCGGGGAGAGGUCGAAUCAAUCGAGGGUUUCGAGAUAGCUCUGGCCCACCGGCAGGUUCGUCGGGAUAUGAUAGCAGUGACAAUGAAACAACGAGAAGUAGAGUGCCACCAAAUUUAAGAAAAUACCGUAGUGAAUCAGAUUUUAGAGCAAUCGGAGGAAUUCCAACACCACGACCAGAUUCAAGAGCUCAAGGCAUUCCGAUAGCGGCUUUGCGACAAGCUAACAGUCGGGCUAGUAUAGCUGUUGGAAACCAUAUCAACUCACAUUACAUUCCCAAUGGGAAGCACUAUGGCAAUCGUUCGCAUAGUGAAGCCGACCUUCUUGGUGCAGAUAUUGGAACCUAUGCUGAUUAUGAUUCGCGAACUUACACAACCAAUCGCAGUCGCAUGGAUAAUCAUCAUCAUCAGCACAAUCAACACCAGCAAAUUCAUCAUCACAAUCAGCACAAUUCACAUCAUUCGCACACAAUGUCAAAUCGAAAACACUCGAGCUUAGGUUUGGUUUAUCCCAAUAUUCAGGUGCAUUGUUUGGAUGUGAAUCCUGGAUUGCGUGGAGUAUCGUUACAAGCUAAGGCCGGUGAUUUAUUUGCAAUAAUGGCGACUUCCCAGCCAGAAGGGACUGCGCUAACUGAGUGUCUAGCGGGACUGAGAGAACGAAUUUCUGGUGAGGUUUUAGUAAAUGGUCAGCAAAUAAAUCGGCGUGGAUUGAGGGAGUUGUGUAGUUAUGUACCAGCGUUGGAGAGUUCAUCGCUGGAUCCGCGGAUGAGCGUGCAAUGUACAUUAAAUUUUCAUGCGGCGCUAAGAGGACCAAUUGAUAGGAGUGAUUUUAAGGAAAAGAUGGAUAUUCUAAUCGAAGACCUUGGACUCACAACAUUCCGCGCCUCAAAUAUAUCCUCACUAACGCAUUCGGAGAAGCAAAGACUUAGCGUAGCCUGUCAACUGUUAGCUCAAUCUUCGAUUCUUAUUCUAGAUCAAGUAACAAGCAACAUGGACAUUUUCGAUACAUUCUUCUUGGUGGAAUACCUUCGACAAUGGUGCAGUGGUGGUAGAAUAGUCAUAAUGACACUUCAACCACCCACUUUCGAGAUUCUAUCAAUGUGCUCUGGAGUUCUGCUGCUAUCUGGCGGUAGAACUGUUUUCUCUGGCAGUAGAUCAGAUCUGCCACGUCAUAUGGGUAAUCUUGGUUAUCCGUGUCCACCAUUUAAAAAUCCAGCUGAUUAUUAUUUGGACUUGGUGACACUAGACGAUUUGUCUGCAGCGGCCAUGUUAGAAUCUUCUGCCCGUAUUGAAUCACUGGCAAACUCUUGGGAUCAAAUUAAUUCAGAGCCACCUCUAGCUGCACCACCUGCAUCACUGCCAGCUUUUACACGAAAAGCUGGAUUCUUGGGACAGGUUAAAGCUUUGCUAAAGCGUUUUGCUGCUUACAAACAACCAGGAUCAUUACUAACAUGGAUUAGUAAGCUUAUUGCCGCAGCUGUUCUGUCUCUUUGUAUAGGAUGUAUAUUCUGGGAUGUGCCUGCAUCAGAUCCACAACUCACUUAUAAUGACCGCUUGGGUUAUCACCAUUGCAUUAUGGCAUUAGCAUAUUGGCCACUGCUAAUGCUCACAAUCAGAGAUGCUCAAGAUGAUCGGAAACAUGUUGAGCGAGAUAUUCGCCUUGGGAUGUAUUCAAGAGAACUUUAUAUAACAAUUCAGUGUCUCAUGGGUCUUUUUCCGAGCUUAUGCAUAUGGUUGGCGUAUCUUCUUCCAGCACACAGUAUGGCUGGACUGUAUACCUACUCUACCAGCAGCGACACAGGAAUUUAUUUGUACAUGGGAUUCAUGCUGACGUAUCUCACUGUGGUCCAAACUCUAGCAGUCUUAUGUGCCCAUCUGCUACCAUCAAAGGUUUCAGCGACUGUUCUUAAUAUCCUUCUAACGUUGGCUUUAACAACUGUUGGUGGAUAUUCAAUACAUUCGAGAAAUGUUUCCAAGAUGUGGCAUUGGUUACAGUUAAUUUCACCACAGAAAUGGCUUCUCCCAGUUCUAGUGGCUGAUGAAUAUAGUCCUGAGACACUGGCCAAUUCAGCUGGACUUCAGUUAUGCAGAAAUAAACAGGUUCAACAUCAAGAAAUAAUUGUACAACAACCAUGUCCAACACCAAAUGGAACACAAGUGCUAGUCGAUUUUCAAUUACUACCACAACAACAUGUUCUCGAUCCAACGAACAUGGAAGAAACAACAUUUAUUGCUUUAAUAUUAACAUCUGUAAUACUCUUUGUGUUUACAUUUAUUAUAUUUAGUUUCAACUGUAGAAGAAUUUUUAAACGUUCACCGAGGAAAACGUAUUGAGAAUAUUGAGAUG
Episyrphus balteatus (marmalade hoverfly) is the source of this 3112-nucleotide messenger RNA. RefSeq names its product ATP-binding cassette sub-family G member 8. NCBI's taxonomy places the organism in Eukaryota, Metazoa, Arthropoda, Insecta, Diptera, Syrphidae. Bases 400 to 3099 code for a protein of 899 amino acids. The record is from RefSeq and is a predicted model, not a curated record. Gene Ontology annotation, molecular function: ABC-type transporter activity; ATP binding; ATP hydrolysis activity. Gene Ontology annotation, cellular component: plasma membrane. The transcript has 11 exons.